GCGGGUCUCAGCGAGCCAUCGGGACCCUACCGGCCCUACAACCGGUGGCUGAGGUGCCAGCUCUCCCGAAAUAGCCGCGGGGGAGCCGCUGAAACCCAGCCCCACGGCGGUAACCGGAGAGUCGAAGCCGCUCGGGCGCCCGGACCCUGGGACCUGGCCACCCGCAACACAGACUUAACCGGUCCCCGAGUGUGGUGUUGUGGGGGGUCCCAGUUCCUGUGUAGGCCAACACCUUUCCUGGACCAGCAGAAGCCCAGAGGGGCUGCAGCCUUCCCAUGGAGGAGCAGGCAGAAUGUGCCUCGGUGACAUAGGUGUCCUGGUGAAAAUACGGAGGAUGACACCUGUGUCCUUGAGGACCUGAAGUCUGGACUCUGUUGAUCUGACUGCCUGCUGAUGAUGGUCUACAAGGACAAAUGUGAACGCUCCAAGGGCCUUCGGGAGCGCAGCAGCCUUACCCUGGAGGACAUCUGUGGCCUGGAGCCUGGCCUGCCCUAUGAGGGCCUGGCCCACACUCUGGCCAUCAUCUGCCUGUCUCAGGCUGUUAUGCUGGGCUUCGAUAGCCAUGAGGCCAUGUGUGCCUGGGAUACCCGUAUCCGCUACGCACUGGGCGAGGUGCACAGGUUCCAUGUGACAGUAGCUCCUGGUACCAAACUGGAGAGUGGCCCAGCCACUCUCCACCUCUGCAAUGACAUCCUGGUCCUGGCCAGAGACAUCCCUCCAACCGUCACGGGGCAGUGGAAGCUGUCCGACCUCCGGCGUUACGGGGCUGUUCCGAAUGGAUUCAUCUUCGAAGGCGGGACCAGGUGUGGGUACUGGGCUGGAGUCUUCUUCUUGUCAUCAGCUGAGGGAGAGCAGAUGAGCUUCCUGUUUGACUGCAUUGUCCGAGGCAUCUCCCCAACCAAAGGCCCGUUUGGGCUUCGGCCAGUUCUCCCAGACCCGAGUUCUGGGGGACCCUCAGCCUCAGAAGAGCGUGUUGCCCAGGAAGCCCUGGAAGCCCUGCAGCUAGAGAAGAGGCUCAGCCUGCUUUCACACUCUGGCCGGCCAGGCAGUGGAGGGGAUGACAGAAGCCUAUCCAGUUCCUCUUCUGAGGCUAGCCACUCGGACAUCAGCGCCAGCAGCAGGCUCACUGCGUGGCCGGAGCAGUCCUCGUCCUCAGCUGGCACAUCACAAGAAGGACCAGGGCUGGUGGCUGCCCAGGGCCCAGGAGAAGCCAUGCUGGGAGCCUCAAGGCCACCCCUCAAGCCACUGCGGCCUCGGCAGUUACAGGAGGUUGGCCGCCAGAGCUCCUCUGACAGUGGCAUUGCCACAGGCAGCCACUCCUCCUACUCUGGCAGCUUCUCCUCCUAUGCCGGCAGCAACCUGGACGUGUGGCGGGCCGGUGAGGAAUUCGGUUCUCUGCUCAGCCUGCCCCCUGGAGCCAGCGCACCUGAGCCCAGACUGUGUGCCUGCCCACCUGGGGCGGCCGAGUACCAGGUGCCCACGUCACUGCGACACCACUAUGACACACCUCGAAGCCUGCGCCAGGCCCCCAGAGACCCAAGUCCAGCUUCUCAGGGCAGCUCUGACCAUGGUUCGGCCACAGACUUGGGUGGUCAGACGCCCACUGGGUGUCCCUCCAGUUGGCUGGGAGCUCGCCGACGGGGACAGGCAACGGAAGGCCCAGGCAGUGACGCUGUGCUGCCGGGUCCAUCCCCUGGCGAGUCCUGGGAAGCAGGCAGCCCCCAUGCAGGGCCGCCUCCAGCUUUCUUUUUGUCAUGUUCAAUCUGUGGCGGACUCAAGGUCAUGGCUACUUCAUCCCCUGGAUUCACUGUGACGCAUCCAGGAUCUCCAGGGCGGGUGGCUGCUGACAGCCCCGGGCCUGAGCGACCACACAGUGAGAUGCCCACGUAUGUGAAUAUCCCCAUCAGCCCCACCUCCAGACCGCAGCUGCACUACAUGGACUUGGAGCUACCGGGGGCCAGUGCGGGUGUGCGAGGGGCCAGCACCUCCCGCUAUGCCCAGAUCGACAUCGCAGCUACAGAGACAGCACAUCGCGUCGGGGUCCGGCAUGCGCAGACUCGGGAGGAACGGUUGCCAGAGUUGGAGCAGCGGAAGAAGGGGCCCUGAGGCUGGGACUGGCUGGGCACAUGGCCAGCUGGACUGUCCAACAUGGCCAGGCAGGGAUGGUGGCCUUUUGGGGCUAGAGACCUUGGCCUGUCUGUGUACUCUGGUGGUCAGUAAUUGAAGCUGAGUCUUGACCUCCUGCUGCAGUGGUGGCUGUGGCUGGUCUUUGUGCAUUGGAAUGAGUAGUCGUAAGUUCUGGGCCCAUACCAUAUCAGUUCAUUCCAAUGUGUGAAAGGCAUGUAGCAGCCUCCUUUUUGCCAGCAGGGUCUCUUGCCUCACUGGUGGCCAAGACUUGACUUGAACAAGUUCUCCUAUGCCAUGGGGUCACCAAGAGACCCAUCUCCAGGAAUCGGUAGCCUCAGUGUCUGCCACAACAGCACUACUAAGCUGCCCGGUUGAAAGGGAAAGUCUCCCAGGCCUGGAAUGCAAGCUGUACUACCCAUCCUGGAAGAGGUGACCACGAUGACAGUUUGCACUUGCAGACCACUCUGCACUGGUCCUGUACUCAGAGGGACCUGUGACUUGCCACCGCUGUAUCACUGACUUGCUCUGCGGCUGGGACACUGGAGCCCCCUCCCCUUCUCCUACAGUGUCUCUCUAGAGCAAGGCUCUGUACCUUGGGAUGAAGACCAUGGUGGGGACAAGUCUGUUUCCACUUGUCAUCUUGUUGGGACCUACUCCAGCAGUCGGGUACAUGGU
Messenger RNA from Mus caroli (Ryukyu mouse), 2802 nucleotides. Lineage: Eukaryota; Metazoa; Chordata; Mammalia; Rodentia; Muridae. The record is from RefSeq and is a predicted model, not a curated record.